AACAACAUAUCUUGCCUCAAAAUUUAAGUCUCAUACAAGCAUAUAGUAAAAUGGAUUCUCAUAUCCAAUUUUAUCUUGUGAUAUUUAUGGUGACUGUAGCAACAGUUUUGAGUCCUGCCGUUGCAAAGCUGACUCCUAAUUAUUAUGACAGAAUUUGCCCUAAGGCACUGCCAAUCAUAAAGUCAGUUGUUAAGCAAGCAAUUUACCGCGAGCCACGAAUUGGAGCAUCAUUGCUGCGUUUGCAUUUCCACGAUUGCUUCGUCAACGGGUGUGAUGCAUCAGUUCUACUAGAUGACACUCCUACCUUCCGUGGUGAGAAGACUGCAUUUCCAAAUAUCAAUUCAAUUCGAGGAUUUGAAGUUGUUGAUCAAAUUAAAGCUGCAGUUACCAAAGCUUGCAGGCGCGAUGUCGUUUCAUGCGCAGAUAUUUUAGCUAUAGCUGCUCGGGAUUCUGUAGCCAUAUUGGGUGGUAACCAAUAUUGGUACCAAGUGUUAUUAGGAAGAAGAGAUGCAAGAAAUGCAAGCUGGGAUGCAGCAAAUGCAAAUCUUCCACCACCAUUUUUCAAUUUCUCACAACUCAUCACAAAUUUCAAUUCUCAUGGACUAAACCUUAAAGACUUAGUUGUUCUAUCUGGUGGCCACACUAUUGGAUUUGCCAAAUGCGCUACUUUUAGAGACAGGAUCUUCAAUGACACCAACAUAGACACCACUUUUGCAGCCAAUUUACAGAAAACAUGUCCUCGAAUAGGCGGCGACAACAACUUAGCGCCAUUUGAUUCUACUCCAAAAAAAGUGGACACAGCAUACUAUACGAGUUUGUUGUACAAAAGGGGUCUCCUUCAUUCUGAUCAAGAGCUUUUCAAAGGUGAUGGUUCUCAAAGUGAUAACUUGGUGCUGAAAUAUAGCAAAGAUUCUUAUGCUUUUGCUAAAGAUUUUGGAGUUUCUAUGAUCAAGAUGGGUAACUUGAAGCCUCUUACUGGGAAAAAGGGUGAGAUAAGGUGCAAUUGCAGAAAAGUCAACUCCUACUGAAUAUUACAAUCAUGGAUGGAUAAGAAGGAUAAAGAUUGAUUUAAUUUUUAAUAUAUAAGUGUGCCAAAUUUUUUAUAUUUUCUAUAAAUUAUCUACAUAUGUUUGAUUGUUGAUUGAGAAUAAGAAUUCUGGGUUCAAACUGAACCAUGAAAUACCUGGAGUGUUAAGCGUGAGAAUUUUUAUUAAAAGAGUAUUAACUUUGAUUUGUGUGACUGUUUGGCUUGUGAUUAACGGUAUAUGUUUAUAUACUUGUAUACUUCUGUAUCAUUCAGAAUCAAAAUUUAUAUAAUCAGUAUUACAUAUGUUUAGCAUU
This is a messenger RNA of Lathyrus oleraceus (garden pea), 1341 nucleotides long. Its product is annotated as cationic peroxidase 1. Gene Ontology annotation, molecular function: heme binding; peroxidase activity. NCBI's taxonomy places the organism in Eukaryota, Viridiplantae, Streptophyta, Magnoliopsida, Fabales, Fabaceae. The record is from RefSeq and is a predicted model, not a curated record. The transcript has 3 exons. Gene Ontology annotation, biological process: hydrogen peroxide catabolic process; response to oxidative stress. The coding region runs from base 51 to 1028 and encodes 325 amino acids.